Molecule: messenger RNA, 3958 nt
Organism: Durusdinium trenchii
Lineage: Eukaryota; Dinophyceae; Suessiales; Symbiodiniaceae
Source: the annotation of a GenBank genome assembly
UCUAGCACCGGGCUGCUACCACGAAGAUUUGCAGCAGCCUGCAUGGUUCGCUUCCGCUUGGUGUUUGGCCCUUACAGAAAGUGUGAGUCGGACACUUUUUACAUUUGUGUGGGUGGUCUCUCUACAGGAACGGCAACAUUUGCAAUUAGUCAGAACAUUAAAGUCUGUAGUCAUCCGUGCCAGCAUUGGAGCCAAGGUGCUUGAAGCAUGUCAUUUGCAAACAUCAUGUCUUAACAUGGCUUGCGGCUUUGUAGCUGUUUUGGCAAAGCAUUGAGCAUACACGCCUGGCCAUUAGAUUGGACAGACAAAAAUGUGCAGGAAAGCUGCGCCACUUGUUGAUUUAGAGCCCCGGCAUUGCAUGGAUUCUUUCAUGAUAGUCACAGUGGGUGCAUGAAUUGUCGGGGAUCUAGACAAGGCCAAAGAUGCAAUCAGAAAAUGAACAUCCUCAGAAUGCCGUGUGAUGACGGAUGACGAGGGCGACUGGCUCACAGUCACCGAAGUAUCAUUCCAGACCUCAAGACGAGGACUGGUUGGCCCCAAAGCUUGGAAGCCAGUGACGCCCGUUGUGGGUCGUCGAUACCCUGAUGAGAUCUUCAGCUUCAUCCGUGGCUGCGGAUUGCUGGGUGCAAACAGAUCCGAGACUGAGGCCAAGAUCCAGCAGAUUCGGACUUGUCCCAAUUUCAAAGGAUGGCAACCAUUGCUGGCAUCCCUGGUGCCUAGAUCGGGUCUGUCACAUCUGCAGCCAUGCAUCACAGACUUCCUGCAGCAUGAUGAGAUGGACCAAUCGGCGAAGAUCGGUGGAAAAGGAGUUGCGAAUGCUUGCCCGGAUAGCUGCCGGCGCAUUGCGUACAAGCUCAAUGCAGACAGUUCUGGCAUUGAUGUCAGAGUCCAGGUAAAUGUGCACUUGGUCUUUUCACUGCUGGUGGACGGUAUCAGACAGCGUGCUUUGGGCUACGAAGGGGAUUGGCGGACAGUGCAGACUGCCGCAGUGGAACUGCAGAGAGUGCCGUGGCGAGAGCUAAGCUUCCGGCUUUUGGACAACAAGUCUGAUGCCAGGUAUCCGCAGCCAAAGUUGCUGCAUUUCCUACGGCCGGAACAAUUGAGGUCGUUGAGCUGGAUGGUGAAACAGGAGGAAUCUGGCAUGCUGACCAUGAUUUAUCGGUGCUAUUGGCAAAGAUUCCGCCCAAAGGAGGCAGCACCAAAGAGCGUGGCCCUGGAUUGGUGUUUGGAUUGCCGUGUCAUUGCUUCAUUCAAGGCGAAUGGGGGCAUACUUGCAGAUGAGAUGGGCUAUGGCAAGACAGUUCUGGCAAUCGCUUUACACGAGGUUCGGCAGGAUGGUGAGUAUUUGGCCGUGCCAGAGGUGGACAAGAUGACCAGCUUCCAAUGUCCAGCCACACUAAUUUGCGUUCCAUCUCAUUUGCACUUGCAGUGGCAGAAUGAACUCAAGAAGUUCACAGGGAACAAGUACAAGGUUUUGAACAUCACCAAGAAGCAGGACUUUGAGAGGAGUACUGUCAGGAGUUUUUUGGAGGCAGACGUGGUGCUUUGUACUUAUGACAUCUUGAAGUCCAGCAUGUAUGUUGGUCGAAGGUCAGAGUUGGCAGAUGCGAUUCGCCCAAGAAAAGACUUGUGGGACAUCGCCAGCAGUGAGACCGACAACAGUGGACUCAACAUCAUGGAAAAACUGCAGCUUGGUGUCUCAUCAUUUCUUUCGCAGCCACAGACAGGUCAUCAAUGGUCCAAGUUUGUGUCCAAUGGCUCACUUCGCUUUCCGCUGCUGGAGUUAUUCUUCUUCCGGCGAGUGGUUUUCGAUGAACUUCAUGAACUUGUUGGUGGGCAGGGAGACUUGAGCACGGUUCAUCACCUGCGUUCACACCAUUUUUGGGGUCUUACUGGCACGCCUUUGAUCACUUCCGCUCAGCAUAUUUCUGGAAUGGCUGAGCUGCUACGGAUUGACGUGGCUGGGCCGGGCAGUCAUUCUUUACAGAAUACAGACCCUGUGCUGAUUGAGAACUGCAGCCGCUUUUUAGAUGCUUGCGUUCGACAGAACACAGCAGAACUUCCCAAAAUCAAUGUGAUACAACACUUGAAACUUGUGAAACAUACACCUCAAGAGCGGGCUUUGUACCUCUCAGCAGCAGCUGAUGCUUGGAGCAACUCUUUGCAGCGCAAUCAACGGCUAUUGAUUCUGUGCUCCCACUUCAGCGAGCAGCUGCUCGGAGAAGGAAGUGCGAACGAGGCGUGUGGCAAUUUGGUGAGCCGCAGGCGUCAGGGAUCUCGCACGGCCUAUGAUCACCUGGCUUUGGUUGCCAAGUGGGCAGAAGCCCUGCGACGCUUGGGUGCCAACGUCAAGACUGAGGCCUUCAUCUCUGAUGCAAGCCGUCAAGAAGAGGCCAAGACAGCUAUUGAGGAGGUACGGGAGAAGGCCUUGGCAAUCAGUUUGGAAGAGUUGACUCCAAUGGAUGGGGAGCCAUGGUGUGCACGGGUGAGGCGUGCCUUGUCCAGCACGGGAGCCACACCAAGCGUGUCGAAUGCUCUUCCUAGCUGGGUUGAGCGUUGUGAAAGAGCACUGCGACAAGCACUGAUGGCCUUCUUGGAGGCACAAGCACAGCUCAAAUUCCUUGAGCAGACGUUGGAGCUCAUCGCCAAGGAGGACAAAGAGCGAAACUGUGUGAUUUGCUAUCAGGACAAUUUGGAGCUUGAACAGCUGGGCAUCACUCCUUGUGCUCACUACUUUUGCUUGCCCUGUCUAAGCCAGCAAGUGGAGAGGAACGGCAGAUGUGGGGUUUGCAGGCAUCCUUUGAAGCAGUCUGACGUUGUGCCGUUGAUGCAUGAGAUGAAGGAACAAGCAGUUACAGAUCAAGAUGUUGACAAGCCCGGGCUUCAGAAAUUUGGCACCAAACUGGCAGCAAUUGUCGAGCUUCUGAAGGAGAUCAAGUUGCAAGACUGCUUUGCAAAAUGCAUAGUCUUUUGCCAAUGGGACAGUCUUUUGGGGAACAUUGCUUGCGCCUUCAAAGACUUCGGGGUUCGAUACUCACGCCUGCGUGGUUCGGUCUACGCGCAAACUCGAACUUUGGUGAACUUUCAAGGAGCCAAUUCCAGUGUCGAUGUCCUGUUGCUUUCGCUGGAGCAAAGCGCCAGUGGAACCAACUUGACUUGCGCAAAUCAUGUGAUCCUUGUGCACCCGAUGAACGCAGAGACAUCCGAGCAGUCCGUGGCGUUUGAACUUCAAGCCAUUGGACGAGUGCGGCGCUGGGGACAACCACGCAACGAGGUUCAUGUUUGGCGUUUUUGUACCUUGGGCACCAUUGAGGAAGAGAUUUCCAAGAAGCAUCAGAAGGAGAUCUACGAGAGUGGUGAAACCUUUAGCAUGCAAGAAGGCUUUGUUCAGGAUGCUGCAAAUGGUAGAAAGCAAGGUGAAAGACUCUUCAACAAAAAAAGAAAGAGAGGCAAAUCUGAUGAGUUGAAGUCCUCGCCUCAAGUUGUGGACAGGGAUGCUUUUCUUUCCCGGAUUCGGGAUGUGAAGGAUCAUUUUCCACAGUGGUCGUGCACAAAGUGUCGCCUCCUGAACGACGCGGGAGCAUUGUUGUGCACCUGUGGUACCAACCGACCAGGACUGCAAGCGGUUCCUGAAGAGCGCUUUCAGAGACUGCGUGCUCCGACAGCUCUAUGCAUCAACUUGAGCUCUGAUUCGGACAGCGACGGCGCCGAGCACGCCGACCAUCCCUCUUCAUCCUCUUCAGUCAUUGAGCCAAAGAAAGCACUCGCACUUCAAGAGAUUGUGGAGAAAAGAUCAUGCUGCAGAGGUAUUAUGUGUCAUUAUUAACGCUGACCUUAAUUAUUGUGUUGCACGUGCCUGCAUGUUGCAAAAGUGCUGUCAUGUGCUGUCAGACUAAAAUUGUGUAAAGGCAUAACUUGGCAAUGUUCACCCCAAGUUUCAGGCUUCUUGAAAUUUCAC